Molecule: messenger RNA, 663 nt
Organism: Rangifer tarandus platyrhynchus (Svalbard reindeer)
Lineage: Eukaryota; Metazoa; Chordata; Mammalia; Artiodactyla; Cervidae
Source: the annotation of a GenBank genome assembly
AUGCGGAGCCAGGUCACACGCGUGGUCUGGGGCGCAUCCACCCCCUUCCAACCCGAGCCCCGCAGCCCCGCGGGGCGCCUGGAGGCCGGGGUCGGGACGCAGUCAGAGGGGCACGCGCGCGCCGUGGCCGCGGGAUGCGCCCUGCCCGCGCCGGACCUCCCGGAGCCCGGGUUCGAGCCGUGGCCCCGCCGAGACGCGCUGCGGUGCCCGGCCAGGUCCUCCCUCCUCUGGGCCUCGGUUUCCCCCACGCCGGAGGUCUCCCAGGAGCCGAGACCGCGGCAGCACACCGCCAAGGACCCACAGGCCGGCCCGCGAGGCGGGGCAGCGGCUUCCGCAGCGGGCGCGCCCGCCCCGCCCGCGGGAGCGCGGACGCGCUCGUACCUGGCCGUGCUCGGGAGCGAGGCGGGGCGGGGCGGGGCGGGAAUGCCCCGCCCCCUGCGCGGGAGGGCCAAUCGGAGGGGGCGGCGGGCCCCGUGUGGGGCGACGCGCUGGGGGCGGGGCCUGCGGGCGCUGAGGAGAGUCCGCGGGCUGGCGGCGGGAGGCGGGCGGCCGGAGGAGGUGGCGGCGACGGCAGCCGGUCCCGGGACAGCGACGCAGCGCGCCGGCUGCCGCGACAGAGCCGGUCAGGCUCCGCAGCCCGCCGCAGCCGCCGCCUCCCCGUGA